UCACCACAAUAAUUCCUCCUCCCUCCGGUUCCCCAAACACCUCCAUCUUCAAGUUUUUUUCUUCCUGGAAAUACCCUCGACCUCGAUCAUGCCGUCGAUGCCCGCCGCCGCUGGCACCGUGGAGGAGCUGGAGGAGCCCCUCCUCGCCCCGAACCCCGAUCGCUUUUCGAUGUUCCCCAUCCGCUACCCUCCGGUGUGGGAGAUGUACAAGAAGGCCGUCGCCUCCUUCUGGACCGCCGAGGAGGUCGAUCUCUCCAGCGAUCUCCCCCACUGGCUCCACACCCUCACCACCGACGAGCGCCACUUCAUCUCCCACAUCCUCGCCUUCUUCGCCGCCUCCGACGGCAUCGUCCUCGAGAACCUCGCCGUCCGCUUCAUGUCCGACGUCCAGAUCCCCGAGGCUCGCGCCUUCUACGGCUUCCAAAUCGCCAUCGAGAACAUUCACUCCGAGAUGUACUCCCUCCUCCUCGAAUCCUACAUCAAGGAUCCGGACGAAAAAGAUCGCCUUUUUCGCGCCGUCGAGACCGUCCCGGCGGUGACAAAGAAGGCCCAAUGGGCCCUCCGGUGGAUCGAGUCCUCCGAGUCUUUCGCCGAGCGCCUCGUUGCAUUUGCCGCCGUUGAGGGGAUCUUCUUCUCUGGCUCCUUCUGCUCCAUCUUCUGGCUCAAGAAGCGUGGUCUCAUGCCGGGGCUCACCUUCUCCAACGAGCUCAUCUCUCGCGACGAGGGCCUCCACUGCGACUUCGCCUGCCUCCUCUACUCCCUCCUCAACCGCAAGCUCUCGGAGGACCGCAUCAAGUCGAUCAUCGCCGACGCUGUGGACAUUGAGAGGGAGUUCGUUUGCGACGCGCUGCCGGUGGCGCUGGUGGGGAUGAACGGGGAUUUGAUGAGCCAGUACAUUGAGUUCGUGGCGGAUCGGCUCUUGUUGGCUUUGGGAUGUGGAAAGUUGUACGGGGUGGCGAAUCCAUUCGACUGGAUGGAGCUGAUAUCACUUCAAGGGAAGACUAAUUUCUUCGAGAAGAGGGUCGGAGACUACCAGAAGGCGGCAGUUAUGUCAAGCUUGAAUGGGAAUGGCCAUGGAGAAUAAGAUUGUCCAAAUAAAUAAACACAAUGUAGAGUUGAAGUCUCUAAUGACUAAAGCCUGCUUGCUUAAUUGCUCUGUUGGUCCUGAGUAUUGUCCAAUACAAGAGUGCCAGCUAAAUUUCUGCCAGGAACCAGACACCCCCAUAUUAUUCCUGACAUUGGAAGUUGGUGUCAACUGGGAUAUUUAGAAGACAACAAGAACAACCUUGCUGCCCUUAAGCCUCUCUGAAUCAUCUGCACAAGGUCUUUUCUGCAUCAGAGUCAGAGUUUUCUUGUAACUGUAAUACUUGCCUUAUCCUAUGUAUAUCUAAUUGACCAUGCAAAGAUGAUUUGACGAUCAAUCCAUUAUAUUUGGACUUGACAUUUUCUCCC
This is a messenger RNA of Elaeis guineensis (African oil palm), 1452 nucleotides long. Its product is annotated as ribonucleoside-diphosphate reductase small chain. Gene Ontology annotation, biological process: deoxyribonucleotide biosynthetic process. Gene Ontology annotation, molecular function: oxidoreductase activity. The record is from RefSeq and is a predicted model, not a curated record. NCBI's taxonomy places the organism in Eukaryota, Viridiplantae, Streptophyta, Magnoliopsida, Arecales, Arecaceae.